Triticum dicoccoides is the source of this 1890-nucleotide messenger RNA. RefSeq lists its product as uncharacterized. The record is from RefSeq and is a predicted model, not a curated record. Gene Ontology annotation, molecular function: protein binding. The transcript is spliced from 5 exons. The coding region runs from base 78 to 1646 and encodes 522 amino acids. Lineage: Eukaryota; Viridiplantae; Streptophyta; Magnoliopsida; Poales; Poaceae.
AAGAGUCAGAGGAGGCAGAGCGGAAAAGAGGGGAUUUUCCGUGUCGACCCACGGGGCUGCUAUCGCUCCGCCGUCUUAUGAUGUCGCCGAAGCAGGAUCCUCGUCGCCGGCAAAUCCAAGGCCGCCAUGUAUCAGUUGGUUCAGUUGCUAAACGAAAGCGCUCGCAAGUGGAUGUUUCUCAAACUGGCAAAAGAUUAGGAUAUUCAGGCUCAAGCCUUUCGGAGGAUAUCUGGCGUCAUAUAUGCUCCUUUUUGCCACUGAAAGAUGCUGCGCGUGCUGCGAGCGUGUCUCACUCCUUUAAACGUUUCUGGAGGUGCCAGCCCAACCUCACCUUCAGUAAGAAAACAAUGGGCUACAAGAAAAAUGCACGUAGACGGAGAAUAACAACAAGAGAUUACAACAGCAGAGUUGACCAUAUUUUGAGAAACCACUUAGGCACUGGUGUGAAGACACUCAGGCUUAAAUUAUAUGGUCUUUACAAUGCCGACACCAGAAAUUGUCUUGAUAGUUGGCUCCAGAUUGCUGUUACACCAGGCAUAGAAGAACUCAGCCUCAUAUUUUCAAAUAUUGACCAUUCAUCAAACGAAGCAAUCUACGAGUUUCCAUGCUCACUUUUAUCUAAUGGCAGUGGAAACACCAUUCGUGAGCUAGACCUUUUAGGUUGCGCCUUCCGCCCCACGGUAGGAAUCGGUUGCACGGGAAGCCUGACGAGUCUAUGUCUGUCUUGUGUGAAUAUUGAGAGUGAUGAGUUGGGGUUCCUUCUUUCCAAUUCUCUGGCUUUGGAGCGAUUGGAACUCAAGGAUUGCAGUGAGAUAUUUUCUAUAAAGAUACCUUCCCUGCUGCAGCGCCUCAGCUACCUGAUGGUGUCCGGUUGUUCCAUGCUGCAAGUGAUUGAAAGCGAGGCUCCAAAUAUCUCCACUUUUCACUUUUUUCAUGAUGAUGAUGUUUUUUAUGAUGACGAUGUUGAUCGACAAGUACAGCUAUUUCUUGGAGAAUCACUGCGGAUGAAGGAAAUUUUCAUAUCACAUUCCUGCGUUCUUCAUUAUGCUCUCGCCGUGCUCACAUCCAGUAUGCCGAAUCUUGAAACUCUUACUAUGUAUUCGUAUUACGAGAUGGUCAGUACACCAACGCUAGCAAGCAAAUUCCUCCACCUCAAGUAUUUGAAUAUUUCUGUAUUUGGAUGGAAGUUUGCCUCGACACCUCGGUAUGCGGACUAUGAUCUUUUCUCGCUGGUUUCUUGUCUCGACGCAUCUCCUUGCUUGGAGACUUUCAACCUGGAUGCACCAAUGAGACGCCGGGAGCAUGACUCAAUUUCUGAAGACCCCUCCUCACAAUUGGUGCGGAUUCCAGGACAAUGCUAUGCCAAUCUUAGGCAUGUGAAGAUCACUAAAUUCCGCUCCACAAAGCUAUUGGUUAAGCUCACAUGUCAUAUUCUUGACAGCACACCGUCGCUCGAGUGCCUCACACUGGACAUAACUGAUGGUGGGCCGACUUGUUCCGAGCUUGACAGAUGCUUUGUGGGCAAACAAACUUUUAUGGAAGCCCCUAAAGCGCUUGCGGCUAUCCAGACUUACAUCGAGGGAAAAGUUCCCUCCACGGCUAAGUUGAAUGUCGUGGAGCCUUGCAGCCGAUGUCCUGCCCUUUGACUUGCAAGGGAGCUAACUUGGGGCGUUCCUGAUGAAGAAUCCGGCGAUGAGUGACAAGAUCCAGGGCAUUGCUCCCUUGUGAUGGGUGGGUGCCCUUGGUUAGGCCUUCCUUUAUUAUAGUUUAAGGUUAUGUUGAGACUAGUUGUACGGCUGAGAUAUGGUAGUUUUGCCCCUUGCGUUGAUUUCUUGUUAUGGAUGUUGAACAUGGAGUUUGUGUCUGGUUUGGUUUCGUUUUAAAUCCCCU